Molecule: messenger RNA, 1976 nt
Organism: Daldinia vernicosa
Lineage: Eukaryota; Fungi; Ascomycota; Sordariomycetes; Xylariales; Hypoxylaceae
Product: S-adenosyl-L-methionine-dependent methyltransferase
Exons: 2
Coding region: 73-1884 (603 amino acids)
Biological process (GO): rRNA base methylation
Cellular component (GO): nucleolus
Molecular function (GO): methyltransferase activity
Source: RefSeq, a predicted model, not a curated record
CCCUAUGCAAGACAUACGGUACAACCAACGUCCUGUACCCCUGAGCAUGCGGCUGAACAUGCUCCGGGAAGAAUGUCUCUGUAUCAUGAGACAGUCGAUAUACUAUCGGCAACGCCAUCUACUGGCGGCAACUUGAAAACUCGCAUCUUUGGGAAGAAGGACCUAAAGUCUCUUCAGCAGCAAGUCUACGCCCUAGCAUUGGAGACUUGCAAAUGGAGUCCUGUGCUAAAAGAAGUUAUUGAUAAUUCGGAACUUUUACGUCAUGAGCGCAAGCUUAGCCCCUUACUGGCUCUACUGCUCGUCCAUGAUUUCAUAUUAUCCAAGAAAGGUAUUGCGCUUCCUGCUAGUCAUGGUCUCAGAGCUUCAAUUGAGCGUCAUAAGGCGCGUCUGAACGCCGAGUUCACUAGGGCACGUCUACGGAGGAAAGCUGGGUCUGUCGAAGCCCUCAGGGAGCAAGUUACUGCCGAAUUCUUGGGCGGGGCAGCCGCCUAUCCACGAUGGGUGCGUGUGAACGUCUUAAAGACUACCAUUGAGGAUCAGUUAGCAACCACUUUCGUUGCUUUCACCAGGGUUCUUAGCGUUGGCGAGGUCACCGCUGCUCCUGGAAAAUUCUUAUAUGUCGACGAACAUAUCCCGAACUUGGUAGCUAUAUCACCUAGCUUUGAGAUCACCAAGACGGCAGCCUAUACGUCUGGAGCUAUAAUACUGCAGGACAAGGCUUCUUGCUUCCCCGCGUACCUACUAGAUCCUCGCUCUGAAGAUGGCGAUGUCAUUGACUCCUGUUCGGCGCCUGGGAAUAAAACAACCCAUCUCGCAGCCAUCGUACAUUCUCGGGUCCCAGAGAAGGAGGGAUGUACUCAGACCGUAUUUGCGUUUGAGAAAGAUCCAAAGCGGUCGCGGACCCUAGAGAAGAUGGUAAAGCUAGCUGGUGCCAAGGAAAUCACGAGAAUGAGCUUCGGUCAGGACUUCCUUAGGGUCGAUCCGAAUUCCGAACUGUUCGCAAACGUUGGCUGCUUGCUUCUAGAUCCCAGCUGCUCGGGUAGUGGUAUAGUUGGUAGAGAUGAAAUGCCGGCGAUAUACCUUCCCGACGUCCCAGGCGCGUUCAAGAAGCCGCUCCCUAACACCAAUCGUAAGCGGAAACGUGAUGAUUCCGAGGCUGGUAAGGACACAGCACAGCCGAUCAUGGUCGAUGAUGAUGGGAAGGAAACAGUAGUUACCUCCAAAAAGGAAUUGGAGGCACGCUUAGAAGCACUAUCAUCAUUUCAACUUGUUCUGCUACUCCACGCCUUCAAGUUCCCCGCUGCGAAGAAGAUCACUUACUCGACUUGUUCAAUCCACGCCCAGGAGAACGAGCAAGUCGUCUUAAAAGCUCUACAAUCCGAUAUUGCUAAGGAGAGGGGCUGGCGCAUAUUACGGCAGGACCAGCAGGUCCGAGGUCUUCGCGAGUGGCCGGUUCGGGGAUCCGUCGAAGCGAGCGACGGGGAUUUUGAGGUUGCCGAGGCGUGCAUUAGAUCUUACAAAGACGAUGGGCGGGGCGUCAUGGGAUUCUUUGUUGCUGGUUUUGUCCGCGAUGUGAAAUCUGCUUUCGAGGAUGGCGAUGGUCCUUAUAUUCGCGAUGAUAGUGGUCGCAUUAUUAGAGAUAGCAUGGGUAUGCCGACGUUUAAGCCGGGAUAUGGCCCUAGUUCUGUGGGUAGUGGUAAGAGGGCCGAUCAAUGUGCACGAGCUGAUGAUACUCAGCGUGGUGCGAACGAGGGAGAGAAAGAAGAUGAAGAGAGUGAAGGAGAAGACUACGAUAUGGAUUCUGAAGCCAAGAGCGACUUGAGCAGCAAUGACAGUAGCCAAAGCGAUUCUGAUGAGGGGGAGUGGAAUGGGUUUGAUGAUUGAUAUAGAAUACCAUUUCUAAGGAUAAUAUCCAACUUGAUAUAUACCUACCUACCUAGGUAGUUAACUUGAAUAAAAAGAAUAUAUCGCUGUAA